AUGGCUCAAGGCCAGCUCGCUUCAAUACCACCAAUGGCAAAUGGGGUGUCGCUGGGUCUUUCCAAGGAUGAGCUUCACCACAUCCAGCAGUACGAGAGAAUUGUGCAGUUUCGCGAUGCAGUCCUUGCUGGGUCACAUCCCAAAAUCAAGGUGCCAAACCUGUCGGCAUCACAAGCAUCUGCCACUGCAGUAGCAUCGCCUUCAAAUGCCUUUACAGCAGCAAAGGAAACAACGGGGAGCACAGCGCAGGGAUAUCAAGUUGGAAAUCUGCAGUCGUUGGCGUCCAACACGCAACAACACGCGUCUCUUCCUGGCCUGGGAAACCCGCCACCCGCUAACGCGAACUUGCCUGCAAGGCCGUUCGUUGGUGCUGGCAACACGGAGAUCAAUCCCAUCUUCCUCCAGAAAUCUGAUGACCUAAUCAAGGCCGAGAUCCAGCUCCAGAGGCAGCGUCUUGAGCGAGCGCUGCGUGAUGAGGUCGAUCAACGCCGGGCCUCUAUGAAGGCUUCGGCGCAGUCGGAGCCUCUUGCCGACUUCGACCUCUCCGACGUCUUGUCCAAGGCUCUGACUCUGGUCCAGGCUGCUUCUUCUUCAUCUGCCAAUGCUCUGGCUGCUGCUAACACUUCAGCUGCAAGUGACUCUUUUGAUGAGAACUCCUACUACUCCUCCCAACACAACUCACCCGACUCCUCGCUCCCCAGUUCGCGCGCAGGUAACGACGCCAAUGCUGCUGCCCAGGCAUACAAGCCGUCCGCUGCCAACCGGCCACUCGAAGGUCAGGCGCAGGUACAAGCAAACCAAAGAGCCCAAGCUGGCCUGCCCUCUUCGCUUUCCCAUGCGUCUGCUACUCAUCAGCCACAGGGUCAAGCUUCGAACUCUACGCCGUCCCAGACACGGCCGAUCCCAGGCAGAACCGACGCCGCGCACGGAUACUCUCGAUACCCGUCGGUAGGAACGACGCAGAGAAUGGAAGGAGGUGAAAAUACCGGCGCGUCUACAUCAGGAGGUGGGAGCGGAAAUGCCAGUCGAUCUGAGGAGUCAGGCGUUAUGGAUCUUGACGACAGUGCUGAUAGAUCUGUUCCCGCUGCAGGUCAACAGCAACUUAGAGAGUCUAUGCUUGCCCGCCAACCCUCGCCUCUGAUCCAGGUUCGCGCCCCGAACAUAUCCCCCUUGGCGCCCCAGCCUUCCCAUGUUUCGCCUCUGGCAAUGGCCAGAGGUCCAGCAGUCGAUGUCCAGGAUAUGACCAUCCCUCAGGGAACCACCGCUCAAGUUGCAGCAUUGCGCAAUGAACCCAAUACUAUUUCCAGUCCAGAUAGCUCGCCGCAAGGGGGACGGAAUGGUGAGAAACGAAAGGGCAAGAAAAAGAAGAACAACGCCAACAACAACGCGAGCAACAAGAGGUUAGCCAGGCAAGCGCCAGACGAGCCUUACAUCAAGCCAGAGCCGCGUUCGCCAUCCCCCAUGAGCGCGCCGUCUUUCAUUCGACCACAGAAGAGACUGAGAAGACAGGCUGACGAGGAGCCUCGUUAUGCCCAGCCCGAGCGUCAAUUCUCUCGAUCCUAUAGAGAGGAGGGUGCUGCGUCAAUGUACGAGCCUCAGGAGUAUCGCCCACGACCGAUGAGCCAAGUUGUAACGACUGGUGACUAUGGGUAUGGAAGGGAAUACGCGGAGGAGCCGCGCGUCGCAAGUGGUGCUGAAUAUGUCCGACGAGUGCAGUCACCAGGUGUCUACGCUGUCCACGUUGCUCCAAGUGAGAUAUACGCAACUUCCCCGGCAGCCAGUGUCGAUCGCUACGGUAGGGAGCCUACGCGGCAUUAUCGCGAUGGUUACGAAGUAACGCGCAUGAGCGCUCGUCCCAUGGCAGAUCGUGCGAGAUCUCGCUCCCCCGUCAUGAGAGAGAGAGCAUCCCCGCUGAUGGGACCACCCAAAGCACCGCCGGCGAGAGUCGUAGUUGACCCCGCCACCGGCCGACGAUACUACGAGCCGGCAAGCGUUAUUCGACAAUCGGUCGCGCCGCCGCCACUCCGACCGGGCGAGCCCGAGAUCAUCUACGAGAGGGCGCCGAUCCGAGCCGAGUCCAGGCGACCUGGGCCCAACCCUCGUGACGAUGACGUGCUCUACCAGCGUACCUCACCAAUGUACGCGGCGCCUCGCAGAGUCGUCACUCAGCCCGAGUAUGCUGUAUCGGAUCCCCAGCGCGUCUACAGACAACGGGAGUAUUCGACCAGACCGAUGGCGCCGCCAGGUGAAGAAUAUAUCCCGGCGAGAGGCGGUUUGGAGCAGCGAAGAAUCAUUGACGAGCCGCCGCGGGAAUACAUGAUGCGGGCAACGACAGCUCGACCGGCAGAGACAGUGCGGUACGAGCUUCCGCGGGAAUACGGAAGAGUGCAGAGCGUGAGGCCGGAACAGCUACCUAUCCAGGACUACGCCUCGGCACCGAUGCACCCAGAAGCCCGUCGGGAGGUCAUCCAGCCGGGUCCUAGAUCUUACAGUGUGAGGCCGGCGGAGCCUCAGGUGGUACGCCGGGAGUACAGCGUGCGACCGGUGGAGCAGCAGUACUAUGGGCAGCCGCUGCCGGCUCGCCCCGAGCCGGAGGUGUCAUACAUCGAACGGCCAAGAGUCGCCGCGCAGGAAAUUUAUUAUGCUGAUGAAGCACCGCGCUCGGUGUACCGUUGA
Molecule: messenger RNA, 2676 nt
Organism: Colletotrichum spaethianum
Lineage: Eukaryota; Fungi; Ascomycota; Sordariomycetes; Glomerellales; Glomerellaceae
Exons: 1
Coding region: 1-2676 (891 amino acids)
Source: RefSeq, a predicted model, not a curated record